Molecule: messenger RNA, 31354 nt
Organism: Myiozetetes cayanensis
Lineage: Eukaryota; Metazoa; Chordata; Aves; Passeriformes; Tyrannidae
Gene: OBSCN
Product: obscurin, cytoskeletal calmodulin and titin-interacting RhoGEF
Biological process (GO): protein phosphorylation
Molecular function (GO): protein kinase activity; ATP binding; protein binding
Source: RefSeq, a predicted model, not a curated record
AUGGAUUACAGCUCCCUCAGCGGAGUGCCCCGCUUCCUGACCCGGCCCAAGGCGUUCAUGGUGUCCGUGGGGAAGGACGCCACCUUGAGCUGCCAGAUCAUCGGGAACCCCAUCCCAGUUGUGAGCUGGGAGAAGGACAAGCUCCCAGUCCAGUCUGGGGGGAGGUUUAAAACCACGGAGGACGGGGAUCUCUACCGGCUCACCAUCUACGACCUGAGCCUGGAGGACAGCGGGCAGUACAUCUGCCGGGCCAGGAACACCAUCGGGGAGGCCUUCGCAGCCGUCAGCAUCAAAGUGGGGGAGGAGACCACGGUGACAGAGCAGGCCCCUUACUUCAUCCAGAGACCCUCCAACAUCAAGGUGACCCUGGGGGAAGACGCCAUGUUCAAGUGCAAGGUGCAGGGCAGCCCUCCCCUCUCGGUGAACUGGGAGAAGGACGGGAGGCACCUGCGGAACCAGGCGGACGCCGGGCUCCAGAUCGAGUCCGCCGGGGAGUCCAACGCCCUGACCAUCCAGUGUGCCCGGCUGGGGGACAGCGGCACCUACACCUGCCGGGCCGAGAACCUCAUCGGCUCCGCCAGCGCCUCGGCCGCGCUGGUGGUGGAGACGCGCGGCUCCUCCAACCCGGGCGGCGGCGCCAACUUCGACUCCGGCUGCGGGAAGACGGCGGCCCUGCUGUCCCACCUGCAGAAGAGGCGGGAGGAGAUCAGGAGGACGGACGUCUCCCACGGCACUCUGGACUCCACCUCAGCCCAGGCUUACUCCGAAGGGCUGCCCGGCAUCGGCUACGGGCUCUCCCGGGACUACGAGCGGGCGCUGGGACUCGCCAAGGGGGCCCGGAACGCCGCUCUCGGGGCGCUGACCCGCACGUGCAGCGUCACGGAGGGCAAACACGCCAAGCUGAGCUGCUACGUGACGGGCGAGCCCAAGCCGGUGAUCGUGUGGAAGAAGGACAACGAGGUCAUCUCGGAAGGGCGGCGGCACGUCAUCUACGAGGACGACCAGGAGAACUUCGUGCUGAAGAUCCUCUUCUGCAAGCAGGUGGACAACGGGCUGUACACGUGCACGGCCUCCAACCUGGCGGGCCAGACCUACAGCUCCGUGCUCGUCACCGUCAAAGAACCCGCCAUCCCCUUCAAGGAAAAGCUGAAGGAUCUCGAAGUGAGGGAGAAGGAAUCUGCCACCUUCCAGUGCGAGGUGCCCGUUCCUGGCACAGAGACCUCCUGGUUCAAGGAGGAGACCAAGCUCAGGCAGAGCAAGAAGUACAACAUCGAGGAGGAGGGCACGUACCGCCGGCUCACCGUGCAGAACGUCACCGCCGACGAUGACGCCGUUUACAUCUGCGAGAUGAAAGAAGGGAGCAGGACCAUUGCAGAGCUGUCUGUCCAAGGGAACAUCAUCAAGAAGCUCCCACGGAAGACUGCAGUGUUCAUCCACGACACAGCCACCUUCUGCGUGGAGCUGGACAACGACUGCCCCAACGUCCGGUGGCUCAAAAACAGGGAAGAGGUGAAGCCCAGCGACCGAAUCUCCAUCACACGCUCCGGCAAACAGCACACCAUGACCAUCCGGGAGUGCAAGGUGGAAGAUGCUGGGGAGAUUGCCUUCCUGGCUGAUGAAAGCAGGACUUCCACCCAGUUCACCGUGACCACGCCCAAAAAACCUCCCACCCAACCCCCAGCCGACCCUGUGGUGAAAAAUAAAACAGAAACCUCAGUGACCCUGGCAUGGUCCCCUCCCAAGAUGGACCGGCCCAUUCCAGUCGACGGAUACAUCGUGGAACGCAAGAAACUCACGGGCUUCACCUGGGUGAGGUGCCACGAGUCCCACGUCCCUGCCCCAGAGCUCACCGUGAGCAACCUGGCGGAAGAGGCUGAUUAUCAGUUCAGAGUGUCUGCAGUCAAUGCCUAUGGACAGAGCCCCUACCUGGAAUUCCCCGGGAGCGUCCACCUCGAACCAGUCCUGGCUGUGAAGAGCCCCCUGACAACAGCUGAGGCUGUACCUGGAGGGGAUGCCCUGUUUACUGUCGACCUCACCAAGACGUGUUCCGGCUCUUGGUACCUCCGUGGCAAAGUCUUACAGGAAAGUGAGACCUGCAUCAUCAAGAGAACCCAAACCACUCACACCCUGAUCCUAAAGAACGUCACCAAGAAGGAUGAUGGAGCAGAAGUGAAAUUUGUUGCCAAUGAUGUCGAGACCAGCACCAAGAUGAGAGUGAAAGGUGCUGCAGUGAGAUUUACCAACAAGAGCAAAGAGGUGGAAAAGGUCUCUGCUCGGCUGAGGGAGGAAGCCAAACUGCAGGCCGAGCUUUCAGACACAGAGGCCACAGUGAAGUGGCUGAAAGAUGGGAAGGAGCUCAAGGCCAGUGAAAAAUAUGAGCUUCAAACCGUGGGGAAGAGGCACAUCCUGAAAAUCCGCAGCACUUGCACGGAGGAUGCUGGAGUUUAUGAGUGCACCUGUGAAGGGGACAAGAUGCUCUUUCAGCUUUCAGUGAAAGCACUUGCAAACUUCAUAAACAAAGAGAAAAGUGGGGGACUUGUCAAGGCCACCACUGGCAAACAGGCUGAAUUUGUUUGUGAGACCUCCGAGGCCAAUAUCAUGGUGAAGUGGUACAAAGACGGGAAAGAAAUCACAGCUGGCAAGAAAUUCACCCUGGAGGAUAAAGGAAAGCUGCACAAGCUCGUGGCUUCGGCUGUGACAAAGGAAGAUGAAGGAACUUACACCUGCAAAGUUGGAGAUGACACCCUUGUUUUUGAUUUAAGAGUCUCAGACGAAGCUGUUACUUUUGUCAACAAGCCCAAGACGCCUCCAGAGAUAUCAGUCCGUCCUUCUGAGACCCUGGAGCUGGUGUGUGAGGUGUCAGCUGCUGGUGGGGCCGUGGUGUGGAAGAGGGAUCACACCGAGCUGAAGCAGGACCAGAGGACGACGCUGGUGUCCCAGGGGACACAACGAAAGCUCAUCGUCAAGAAAGUGACACAGCAAGACCAAGGGAGCUACAGCUGCGAAAUGAAGGAUGACAGGCUAACAUUCCAAGUCAAAGUCAGAGAGCCAGAAGUUGUGUUUACAAACAAGGACAAAGUGAAGAAAGAGGUGAAAGCUGCACUCUCAGAAGAUGCCACGCUGAGCUGCGAGGUGGCCCAGGAGAAGACGGAGGUGAAGUGGUACAAGGAUGGGAAGCUGAUCAGCUCCAGCAAGAAGUUCAAGGUGGAGUCAGAGGGCAAAUCCCGUCGGCUGGUGGUGGGUCAGGUGGAGCAGAAGGAUGCUGGGGAGUACAGCUGUGAGGCUGCUGGCCAGAAACUCACCUUCAAGAUCCACGUCACAGAGGCAGAAGAUGCCUUUGUCCACAAGGAGAAGGUGAAGAAAGAGGUGAAAGCUGCACUCUCAGAAGAUGCCACGCUGAGCUGCGAGGUGGCCCAGGAGAAGACGGAGGUGAAGUGGUACAAGGAUGGGAAGCUGAUCAGCUCCAGCAAGAAGUUCAAGGUGGAGUCAGAGGGCAAAUCCCGUCGGCUGGUGGUGGGUCAGGUGGAGAAGAAAGAUGCUGGGGAGUACAGCUGUGAGGCUGCUGGCCAGAAACUCACCUUCAGGAUCGAUGUUGCAGAGCCAGAAGUUGUGUUUACAAACAAGGACAAAGUGAAGAAAGAGGUGAAAGCUGCACUCUCAGAAGAUGCCACGCUGAGCUGCGAGGUGGCCCAGGAGAAGACGGAGGUGAAGUGGUACAAGGAUGGGAAGCUGAUCAGCUCCAGCAAGAAGUUCAAGGUGGAGUCAGAGGGCAAAUCCCGUCGGCUGGUGGUGGGUCAGGUGGAGAAGAAAGAUGCUGGGGAGUACAGCUGUGAGGCUGCUGGCCAGAAACUCACCUUCAGGAUCGAUGUUGCAGAUGACGCGUUUGAGCACAGGGACAAAGUGCAAAGGGAGGUGAAGGCAGUGCUGAAGGAGGACACCACUCUGAGCUGCGAGGUGGCCCAGGAGAAGACCGAGGUGAAGUGGUACAAGGAUGGGAAGCUGAUCAGCUCCAGCAAGAAGUUCAAGGUGGAGUCAGAGGGCAAAUCCCGCCGGCUGGUGGUGGGUCAGGUGGAGAAGAAAGAUGCUGGGGAGUACAGCUGUGAGGCUGCUGGCCAGAAACUCACCUUCAAGAUUGAUGUCACAGAGCCAGAAGUUGUGUUUACAAACAAGGACAAAGUGAAGAAAGAGGUGAAAGCUGCACUCUCAGAAGAUGCCACGCUGAGCUGCGAGGUGGCCCAGGAGAAGACCGAGGUGAAGUGGUACAAGGAUGGGAAGCUGAUCAGCUCCAGCAAGAAGUUCAAGGUGGAGUCAGAGGGCAAAUCCCGCCGGCUGGUGGUGGGUCAGGUGGAGAAGAAAGAUGCUGGGGAGUACAGCUGUGAGGCUGCUGGCCAGAAACUCACCUUCAAAGUCCACCUCACAGAGCCAGAAGUUGUGUUUACAAACAAGGACAAAGUGAAGAAAGAGGUGAAAGCUGCACUCUCAGAAGAUGCCACGCUGAGCUGCGAGGUGGCCCAGGAGAAGACCGAGGUGAAGUGGUACAAGGAUGGGAAGCUGAUCAGCUCCAGCAAGAAGUUCAAGGUGGAGUCAGAGGGCAAAUCCCGUCGGCUGGUGGUGGGUCAGGUGGAGCAGAAGGAUGCUGGGGAGUACAGCUGUGAGGCUGCUGGCCAGAAACUCACCUUCAAGAUUGAUGUCACAGAGCCAGAAGUUGUGUUUACAAACAAGGACAAAGUGAAGAAAGAGGUGAAAGCUGCACUCUCAGAAGAUGCCACGCUGAGCUGCGAGGUGGCCCAGGAGAAGACGGAGGUGAAGUGGUACAAGGAUGGGAAGCUGAUCAGCUCCAGCAAGAAGUUCAAGGUGGAGUCAGAGGGCAAAUCCCGUCGGCUGGUGGUGGGUCAGGUGGAGCAGAAGGAUGCUGGGGAGUACAGCUGUGAGGCUGCUGGCCAGAAACUCACCUUCAAGAUCCACGUCACAGAGCCCAAACCUGCAUUUAUAAACCAGGAAAAGGUCCAGAAGGAGGUGAAGGCUGUGCUGACAGAAAGUGCCUCCCUCGUGUGCGAGGUAGCCCAGGAUGCAACAGAAGUGAAGUGGUUCAAGGAUGGGAGACUUCUGGUUCCCUCCAGGAAAUUCAAAAUAGAGACCGUGGGCAAAACCCGGCGCCUGGUCAUAGAGCAGCUGGAGAAGAAGGAUGCUGGGGAAUACAUCUGUGAGGCUGCAGGCCAGAAGAUGACAUUCAAGCUGGAACCAACUGAACCAAAGGCUAAAUUUGAAAAGAAAGUUGUCCAGAAAGAGCCUCUCAUUGUCCAAGAACACGAAAGUAUCACACUGACAACCUCAGUGACGCCCGAAACCGCUGCAGUGAAGUGGCUCAAGGACGGAACAGAAAUCAAGGCGAGCAAGAAAUGUGUGAUCAAGAGCGAGGGGGCGUCCAGGACCCUGGUGGUGAACCUGGCUGAGAGCACAGACACUGCUGUCUACACCUGCCAGACCAAGGAUGACAAGCAGGAAUUCAAAGUGCAGGUGAAAGAAGUCCCAGUGAAGUUUGCCAAGAAGCUGGAAGCUGUCAAAGCCGAGAUUGGGGGCAGUGUCACCCUGAGCUGUGAGCUGAGCCACCCCAGGGGGAAGGUGACCUGGCGCAGGAACGGGGUCGAGAUCAAGCCCAGCAAACGUUUCCAGAUGCACGAGGAGGGGCUCAAACGGACCCUGACAAUAACGGGGAUCCGGGCUGAGGAUGAGGGGGAGUAUUCCUGUGAGUCCAGAGACGACAAGAGCAGCGUUACCAUCACCCCCAAAGCUCCCAGAGUGGUGAAAUUUGUGACCGGCCUCAACAGCGUGGUGUCUGAGGAGGGAAAAGAGGCCGUGUUCAAGUGCACCGUCUCUCCCGGCGACGCCGUGGUCACCUGGCUCAGGAACGGUGUCAAGGUUGAAGCCAGCAAGAAGUACGUGAUCUCUCAGAAGGACACCAACCACAGCCUCACCAUCACUGACCUCACGCUGGAAGACGCGGCUGAAAUCUGCGCCUGUGCCGAGGGGGUGGAAAGCACAGCCAACCUCAGAGUCCGGGAGGCCUCGAUCUCGUUCAAGAAGAAACUGGAGCCCAGAACAGUUGAGGAGAGGGAGGCAGUGACCUUGGAGGUGGAGCUGACCAAGCCUGCAGAGGUGAAGUGGAUGAGGAACAGCAUCGUGCUGAAGCCCAGCGACAAGAUAGAGAUCAAGGCUGAGGGAACAAAGCACACCUUGGUGGUGAAGGACAUCUCCUUUGCAGACAGGGGCUUCUACUGCUGUGAGAGCCCUGAUGACAAGACCCAAGCCAAGAUCAACGUGGAAAUGAGGCAGAUCAAGCUGGUGAAAGGCCUUCAGCCCCUGCAGGUUGCUGAGAAAGGGACUGUCACCUUCGAGGUGGAGGUGUCACACGAGGACGUGGAGGGGACCUGGCAGAGGGACGGAGUUCGGCUGAAACCCUCACCCAACGUCAGCUUCGGCGUCCUGGGCAAGAAGCACUCCCUGACUCUCUCCUCGGUGGCCCUUGAGGAUGCAGGAGUCAUCUCCUUCAAGGCAGAAGGCAUCAGUUCAUCAGGGAAACUCACUGUGACAGAACUGCCUGUGAGAAUCAGCAAACCUCUGGUGGAUGUCAGUGUGACUCAGAAACUCAAGGCUGUGUUCGAGUGUGAGCUGUCCAGGCCCAAUGUGAACGUGAAGUGGUUCAAGGAUGGGAAGGAGAUCCGGCAAAGUCAGAACGUGGGGAUCGUUUCCCAGGGAAAUAAGAGAAGCCUCAUAAUUCACAAGUGUGAAUAUGAAGACCAGGGAACCUACAGCUGUCAAGCAGCUGAAGACAAGACAUCAGCUACUCUGAAGGUUCAAGCUCGAGAUAUCAAGAUUGUAAAGCCACUGGAAGAUGUGGAAGUGAAUGAAUAUGAGAGUGCAUCCUUUGUCUGCGAGAUUUCACAUGAUGAGGUCGAAACCCAGUGGUACAAAAAUGACAACAAGCUGAAGACUUCCGACAAUAUCAAAAUGCGACAGGACGGGAAGACCUACUCGCUGACCUACGCCCGUGUCCACGUGGAGGACGCGGCAGAGAUCAAAUUUGUGGCAGAGAAGGCGGAAUCUCGCGCUCAGCUGACUGUGAAAGAGCUGCCUGUAAAAAUAGUGAAGCCUCUGAGAGACAAGAUCGCCCUUGAGAAGCACCGGGGGGUCCUGGAGUGCCAAGUGUCUCGCGCCAACGCCAAGGUCCGGUGGUUCAAAAGGGGCGUGGAAAUUCACCCCAGCGACAAAUACGAGAUCGUGAGCGAGGGCGUCUACAGGAAACUCAUCAUCAACGACGCCGACUACGAGGAUGAGGACACGUACACCUGCGACGCCUUCGACGACAGAAGCAGCGCUAAUUUCUUUGUUGAAGAGCAAGCCAUUAAUAUCGUGAAGGAGUUGUGUGACGAGGAUGUGACUGAGCCUGAGGAAGCCAAUUUUGAAUGCGAGACAUCCAUUCCCUCCGUGAAACCCGCCAAGUGGCUUCUACGGGGAGAAGCUUUGCAGCCUGGCAGGAACUUCAUCAUGCAGCAGGAAGGCACCAUCCACAGGCUGACAAUAGUGAAAACCAGUGCUGAUAUGACAGGAACCAUCCAGUUCUCCAUUGGCAAAUCAAAAUCCACAGCAAACCUGCUCGUCAGAGAUUCCCACGUACAGAUCACCAGGAAGCUGGAGGACAAGACCGUCCUGGAGAAACACUCGGCCGUCCUCUCCUGUGACUUCAGGCCCUCUCCUAAGAUUGUCAAGUGGUUCAAGGACCACGUGCUCAUCGAGCCCUCUGAGAAGUACAAGAUCAAGCGGGAGCAAUACUCAGCAGAGCUCAAGAUCUUGAAGGUGAAGCCUGAAGACGCCGGAAUGUACAAGUGCCGGGCUGGGAACGCAGAGACCAGGGCCACGCUCACCGUCGAAGCCCGGAACGUGGAAGUCCUCAAACACCUGCAGGACGUGGAAAUCGAGGAGGACAGCUCUGCCGUGUUCUCCUGCGAGCUGUCCCACGACGACGAGGACGUGGAGUGGUUCCUCAACGGCACCCUCCUCUACACCAACAACUUCAACGACAUCAAGAACGUGGGCAAGGUCUACACGCUGACCAUGAAGCAGGUGAAGCCCGAGGACGCUGGCACGGUGACAAUGAAGUCAGACAAGGUGUCAGAGAGCGUGAGGCUGAAGGUCAUAGAGAAACCUGCUGUCUUCAUGAAAGCCUUGGACGACGUUUUCGGUGAGGAGCGAGGUGUGAUUAAACUGGAAUGCGAAGUCUCCAAAGAGAAGGUCAAACCUGUCUGGAAAAAGGAUGGUGUGAAGAUCCCUUCUAGUAACAAGUACGAGGAGAUACAGUCUGGGAAGACCCUGUGCCUCCUUAUCCAUGACCUUGAAAAGGCAGAUGCAGGUUUAUACACCUGUGACAUUGGCACUGAUGUUGCCAAGUCAAAGGUCAGCGUUCAGGAACUGAACAUCGGCAUCACCAAGCGGCUGAAGAACACCGAAAUCCAGCUGGGGGAGGACUGCACUUUCGAGUGCAUUCUGUCCCACGAGAGCAUCGAUGACUUCAGCUGGACGCUGAACGGGAGGAAAGUGGGGAGUGGGGGGAGGUUCAAAGCCUCCAACGCGGGUCGGAAGUACACCCUGAGCAUCCAAAGUGUGACCCCUGACGAUGUGGGCGAGGUCGUUUUCACUGCCCGUGGCCUGACCUCCAGGGCUUCUCUGGCUGUGAAAGAGAAACCAACCGAGGUUACAAAACAGCUGGAGGAUAAAACAUCACAAGCAGGGCAGGACAUCAACCUGAGCUGUGAGCUGUCCAAACCUGAUGUGAACAUCAGGUGGUACAAGGACGGCAAAGCAGUCCGAAAAAGCCAGAAAUACGACUUGCAGCAGGAGGGAACCCAGGCCAUUCUGAUCAUCCGGGACUCCACGGUCAAGGACAGUGGGGAAUACACCUGUGAGACAGAGAGCUCCAAAACAACAGCCAGGGUCACUGUGCAAGAAAAACCCAAUUAUUUUGUCAAGGAACUCUCAGACCUGAAAGUCGAUGAGAGUGGGACCGCAGUUUUCGUGUGCCAGAGCGAGAGAGCCGCGCCCUCCGUGGUGUGGAGGAAAGGCAUCGCCGAGCUCAGGGCAGGCAGGAAAUAUGAGAUCACACAGACAGGACAAAUCCUCCAGCUGACCAUCAAGAACCUGGAGAAAAGCGACAGCGACACUUACAGCUGUGACAUUGGUGACGCCCAGUCCAGAGCCAAGCUGGUCGUGCAAGGCCAGAAAGUGCUAAUAACAGAAGACCUGGAAGAUGUCACUGUGUUAGAAGGGGAAUCUGCCACGUUCAAGUGCAGAAUCUCUCCCGUAGACUAUAGCAAAGUGCAGUGGUUUUUGGAUAAAACCCCACUCCAUACCAAUGACCUUAACGAGAUCCAGUCCCAGCCUGGGGGACAUCACCUGCUAACGCUGAGAAAGCUCUCCCUGAAGGACUCGGGGGUCAUUACAUUUGAAGCUGGUGAUAAGAAAACAUCCGCCAGUUUGGUUGUGAAAGAGAAGCCCUGAGCCUUCACAAAGGAGCUGGUUGAUACUGGAGGGUGUGAGGGAGAGGAUGUGAUCCUUCACUGUGAAAACUCCAAAUCAGACAGGCCUGUGAAGUGGUGCAAAGGUGGAAAGAGCCUCAGGAAUUCUUCCAAGUAUAAAAUCAUAUGGUUGGGAUUUGAAGCCAGGGGCAGAAGAGAGAGUGGCAGAUACGAGUGUGAGGCUGGAGCAGCUCAAAGUAGUGCAGUCAUUGCUGUCAAGGAAAAGCCACUCAUUUUCAAGCAAGAGCUCCAGAACGAAGAGGCUAAAGAAGGGAAACAGGUCAGGCUGACCUGUGAGCUCAGCAAAGCCGGUGCCCCAGUGAAAUGGAUGAAGGGAGACACUGUUCUCCACGCCAGUGAGAAGUAUGAACUGAAGCAGCACGGAACCGUGGCGGAGCUCGUUAUCCGGGAUGUCAGACCCGUGGAUGCCGGGGAAUACACCUGCAGCUCUGGGGAGCUCAAAACCACUGCCCGGCUGAAAGUGAAUGCUGUGCCUGUCCUUUUCAAACAAGCCCUGGAGAACACGGAUACGGAAGAGGGGAAAUCCGUCUCCCUGCGCUGCGAACUCACAAAAGCCGAUGCCACCGUGGUGUGGAAGAAGGGGCAAGCCACGCUCCAGGCAAGUGCCAAAUAUGAAAUGAAGCAGAAGGGGACAGUGGCAGAGCUGGUGAUUCAUAAUGCAGAGCCAGAAGAUGCGGGAAGAUACACCUGUGACACUGGAGACCAGCAGACCACAGCCCAAGUCAAAAUCCAUGCUGUCUCUGUGCUCUUCAAGGAAGAGCUGAAGCCCGUGGAAGCUGUGGAAGGUGGGACAGCCACCCUGCAGUGCCAGCUGAGCAGAGAGGCCCCCGUGGAGUGGAGGAAGGGGCAAACUCUUCUCUGGCCGAGCAGCAAGUACAAGAUGAGGCAGGAGGGCCCAGUGGCUGAGCUGCUGAUCUCUGAUCUGGACUCAAAGGAUGCUGGAGACUAUUCAUGUCUAGUGGGGAACCAAAAAACCACAGCAGCCUUGUCAGUGAAUGCCCUGCCAGUGCGUUUCAAGAAGGAGCUGAGGAACGAGGAGGCCACGGAGAGCGGGACGGCCACGCUGCAGUGCGAGCUGAGCCGGCCCGGGGGCUCGGUGCAGUGGAGCAGGGAUGGGAAGGUGCUGGAGCCAAGUGGAAAGUACAAAAUGAGGCGGGAAGGGCGCUUUGUUGAGCUGGUUAUCCAAGACCUAGACCUGACGGAUGCUGGGAGCUACACCUGCACCUGCGGGGACCAGAAGACAACGGCUGCUCUGAGAGUCAAUGCCUUGCCUGUCAUCUUCCAAGAAGAACUGAUGAACAAGGAAGCUACAGAGGGGGAGGCAGUUACCCUGCACUGUAAACUGAGCAAAUCAGCCCCGGUUGAGUGGAAAAAGGGGAAUGUGGUCCUCAAGCCAAGUGAAAAAUACAAAAUAGAGCAGGAAGGUCCCUUUGCAGAGCUGAGGAUCCAGGAUUUGGGACUGGCAGACGCUGGUGAUUACCACUGUGUGUGUGGAGACCAACAGACUACGGCUGCUUUGACAGUAAAUGUCCUGCCCGCUCUUUUCACCAAAGAGCUGACAGACCAAGAAACCACCGAAGGGAAAAGCGUCACCCUGCGCUGCGAGCUGAACAAGGCAGCUGCUCAGGUGGAGUGGAAGAAGGGACUCAAGACCCUCAAGCCAAGUGACAAGUACAAAAUGAAACGGGAGGGCAUCGCUGCGGAGCUCACAGUCCAGAACCUGGACACGACGGACGCCGGGAAUUACUCCUGUGUGUGUGGGGACCAGCAGACGAUGGCAGUGCUGACAGUUCAUGCUCUGCCUGCAUUUUUCAAAGAGGGGUUGAAGAACAGGGAGGCCACAGACGGUGGAACAGCCACCCUGCACUGCGAGCUCAGCAAGGUCGGGGUCCCCGUGGAGUGGAAAAAAGGGGACAGGACACUCAGACCGAGCGAAAAGUUCAGGAUGAGGCAAGAAGACACAGCUGCAGAGCUGCUGAUCCGAGAUCUGGAGGUGGAAGACACGGGAGAAUACAGCUGUGUGUGUGGAGAGCAGAAGACCUCGGCUGUCUUGACAGUCCACGCUCUGCCUGCCCUGUUCAAAAAGGAUCUGGUGCCCGUGGAAGCCACGGAAAGCAGGGCAGCUGUUCUGCAGUGCGAGCUGACCAAACCCGCCCCGGUGGAGUGGAGGAAAGGGCAGGAGCUGCUCCAGCCCAGUGAGAAGUACAAAAUGAGACUGAAGGACACCGUUGCUGAGCUGACAAUCCACGACCUGGAGGAACAGGAUGCAGGAGAUUACACGUGUGUGUGUGGAGACAAGACAAGCACAGCUUCCCUGACAGUGCAUGCCCUCCCCCCACGUUUCAAAAAGGAGCUGAGGAACGUGGAAGGCACAGAGAAAGGCACGGCCACUUUCUGCUGCGAGCUGAACAAGCCCGGAGCCGCCGUGGGCUGGAGGAAGGGAGGCACAGCCCUGGGGACAAGUGACAAGUUCACCGUGAGAUGUGAGGGCACAGUUGCCGAGCUGGUGAUCCGUGAUCUGGAUCUGACAGAUGCUGGAGAUUACACAUGCUGCUGUGGAGAUCAGACCACCACGGCCGCGCUGAGAGUGAAUGCCUUGCCCGUGCACUUCAAGAGGGAGAUGACGAACGAGGAAGCCACAGAAGGUGGAACAGCCACCCUCCAGUGUGAACUGUCCAGGUCCGCCCCCGUGGAGUGGAAAAAGAAACACAAGGUGCUCAAAACGAGUGAAAAAUACACUGUGAGGCAGGAAGGCACCACGGCACAGCUGCUGAUCCACGCCCUGGAGGUGAAGGAUGCCGGGGAAUACACCUGUGUGUGUGGAGAGGAGAGGACAACUGCAGCACUGACAGUGCAUGCCCUCCCCGCUCUCUUCAAAGAGGAACUGAGGGAUGAGGAGGCCGAGGAGGGCCAGGCGGUGACUCUGCGCUGUGAGCUGACCAAACCUGCCCCGGUGGAGUGGAGAAAGGGACACACAGUGCUCAGACCCGGCGAGAAAUACAGGAUGAGGCAGAAGGACGUCACCGCAGAGCUGGUGAUCCACAGCCUGGCUGAGAGUGAUGCCGGCGAUUACACCUGUGUGUGUGGGGACAAGGAGUCCACGGCGGCCUUGGCAGUGCAUGUGCUGCCUGCGAGGAUCAGGGAGAGCCUGAAGGACCAGGAGGUGACGGAGGGUCAAGGGGCCGCUCUGUGCUGUGAGCUGACCAAGGCUGCCCCAGUGGAGUGGAGAAAGGGCAGCACUCUGCUCAAAGCCAGUGACAAGUACAAGAUGAGGCAGGAGGGCACCGUCACGAAGCUGCUUGUCCACGAUGUGGAGCUGAAAGAUGCUGGAGAAUACACGUGUGUGUGUGGAGAGCAGGAGACAACAGCUGCCUUGAUAGUGCAUGCCCUGCCAGCGCUUUUCAAAGAAGGCCUGAAGGACCUGCAAGCCCCGGAAAGCCAAACAGCCACUCUGCGCUGUGAGCUGACCAAGGCUGCAGCUGUGGAGUGGAAGAAAGGGAACAAAACACUCAGGGCAAGUGAAAAGCACAUCAUGAGGCAGGAGAGUGCCCUGGCUGAGCUGGAAAUCCGUGACCUGGAGCUGCAGGAUGCAGGAGAUUACACCUGUGUGUGUGGAGACCAGCACACCACGGCGUCCCUGACGGUGAAUGCCCUGCCAGUGCUUUUCAAGGAAGAACUGAGGAGUGAGGAAGUCCAGGAAGGAGCAUCAGUCACUCUGAGUUGUGAAUUAACCAAAGAAGCCCCAGUGGAGUGGAAAAUAGGGCCCAAAGUGCUCAAAGCAAGUGACAAAUAUCAAAUGAGACAGUCUGGCACCACUGCAGAGCUGGUCAUUCAUGGCCUAGAAGUAAAAGAUGCUGGAGAUUACACCUGUGUUUGUGGUGACCAGAAGACAACAGCAACCUUGGCAGUUCAUGCUCUGCCCCCACUCUUUAAGGAAGAGCUCCAGGACAAGGAAGCAGGAGAAGGUGGAGAAGUCGCCCUGCACUGUGAGCUCAGCAAGGCUGCCCCAGUGCAGUGGUGGAAGGACCAGAGGAUUCUCAGAGCGAGCGAGAAAUACAAAAUGAGGCAGGAAGGGACCAAGGCAGAGCUGGUGAUCCGUGACAUAGCUGAGGAGGAUGCAGGAGGCUACACCUGUGUGUGUGGGGAGCACCAGACCACAGCUGUCCUGACAGUCCAGGCUCUGCCUCCAUUUUUCCAAGAAGAAAUGACCAGCAGGGAAGCAGUAGAAGGUGGGACAGCCACUUUUCACUGUGAGCUCAGCAAGGCAUCUGUCCCUGUCCAGUGGAAGAAGGGCCACCACGUCCUUUCCUCGGGCAAGAAGCACAGCAUGAGGCAGGAAGGCCGUGUUGUGGAGCUGGUGGUUCAUGACCUGGGCCUGGAUGACAGUGGAGAUUAUACCUGUGUGUGUGGAGACAAGAGCACCACAGCUGCCUUGACAGUGCAUGCACUGCCUCCAGAAUUCAGGAGAGCCCUGGAGGACCUCGAGGCUGUGGAAAAUGGCACAGCUGCUCUGCACUGUGAGCUGACCAAGCCCGCUGUGGUGGAGUGGAAGAAAGGGCAGGAGGUGCUCAAGGCAAGCAGCAAAUAUGAGAUGAGCCAAGAUGGUGCUGUUGCAAAGCUGAUUAUCCACGAGCUGGACGUGGAGGAUGCUGGAGAUUACACCUGUGUGUGUGGAGAUCAGCAGACAACUGCCACUCUGACAGUCAAUGCCCUACCAGCACUUUUUAAACGAGAGCUCCAGGACACCGAGGCAGAGGAAGGAGGCACAGCCACACUGAGGUGUGAGCUGACCAAACCCCAGGCUCCAGUGGAGUGGAGGAAAGGGGAUGUCCCUCUCUGCCCUGGUUUGAAAUACGAGAUGAAGCAGCAGGGCUGCACCGCUGAAUUGGCCAUUUCUGACCUGGGACUGGAUGAUUCAGGAAUAUACACCUGUGACUCUGGACACCAGCAGACAACAGCUGUGGUGACUGUACAUGCACUGCCUGUCACAUUUAAGCAACCCCUGCAAAAUCAGGAGUCCGAGGAGGGGAGCACAGCCACGUUCCGCUGUGAGCUCUCGAAACCCAGAGCUGCUGUGGAGUGGAGGAGAGGAGGAGUGGGGCUGCAGCCCAACCAGAAAUAUGAAAUGAGGCAGAGGGAAUGCCUGGUAGAGCUCUUGGUACAUAACCUCAAAUUAGAAGAUACAGGAGAAUACAGCUGUGACACUGGGGAUGAGGAAACCAAGGCAGCCUUAAACGUGAAAGCCCUGCCAGUUCUUUUCAAAAAGCAGCUCAAAGACGAGGAGGCAGAAGAAGGAGCUGCGGCGAAAUUCCGGUGUGAGCUGACGAAGGACAGCGCAGCAGUGGAGUGGAGGAAAGGCACCGUGGAGCUCUUCCCCUGUGCCAAAUAUGACAUCACCUUAAGUGGCCGCACGGCUGAGCUUGUGAUUCACAACGUGGAGCCAGAGGAUGCUUCUGAUUACACGUGUGACACGGGAGACCAGCAGAGCACUGCAGUGCUCAGAGUGCAUGCCACCAAACCCCGGCUGAAGCAGCAGCUGAAGGACGAGGAGGUGGAGGUGGGAGGCACGGCCAGGCUGCGCUGCGAGAUCUCCAUCAGCAAGGCAGAGGUGGAGUGGAGGAAAGACGGAGCUGUCCUGCGCUCCAGCUCCAAGUAUGAGAUGUGGCAGGAUGGGACCCUCCGGGAGCUCCGUGUUCACCGCCUGGAGCCUGGGGAUGCCGGGGAAUAUUCCUGCAAGGCUGGAGAUGAGACCAGCUCUGCCACACUGACCGUGAAAGAGCCCGACGUGACCAUCGUGAGCGGCCUGAGGGACAUGGCAGUGUCCGAAGGGGACGACGUCACGUUUCGGUGCCAGGUUUCCCACGAGAACGCCAGGGACGUGGAAUGGAAGCUGCAGGAUGUGGCCCUGCAAAACAACGAGAUGAACGAGAUCUCGGUGGAGAAAGGCAAGGUCCACACCCUGACCCUGAGGAAGGUGACGGAGCAGGACGUCGGCACCGUCACUUUCCGAGUGGGACGUCACACGUCGACGGCAGAGCUCACGGUGAAAGUGCCACCUCCAGUAUUUAAGGAGAAACUGCAGAGCCUGGAAGUGCAGGAGGAAGACACAGCCGUGCUCCGCUGCCAGGUGUCCCAGCCCAGCACUCAGGUGAAGUGGAAGAAGGGCACUCAGGUGAUCUCCCCGAGCUCCAAGUAUGAAAUCAGGCAGGAAGGAACGGUCCACACCUUGAAGAUUUUUCACUUAAAGCCAGAAGACUCCGGCAAAUACACCUGUGAUAAUGGGAACGAACAAACGACGGCCACUUUAACUGUUAAAGCUUUGCCUGUAACCUUCACACGGCCGCUGCAGAACCAGCAGGCUGAAGAAGGUGGCUCCGUCACUCUGAGCUGUGAGGUGUCAAGGCCAAACACCACAGUGCAGUGGAAGAAGGGCGGGGCUGUGCUGAGGCCAAGUGACAAAUUCCAGAUGCGUCAGGCCGGGUCUGUGGCCGAGCUGACCAUCCACAACCUGAGCGGAGCCGACGCUGGGGAAUACACCUGUGACACAGGGGACCAGCAAACCACGGCCGUGCUGCACCUGAAAGAGCCAGCAGCAACCAUAGUGGAGGUGCUGAAGGACGUCACCUCGUACGAAGGAGAGGACGCGGUGUUCGAGUGCCGGCUGUCCCGGGAAACAACUCAGGAUGCCCAGUGGUUCCUGGGGGAUGUGCCCCUGCAGUCCAAUGAGAUGAACGAGAUCAGAGUCCAGGGGACACGUCACAGUCUGAUCCUGAGGAAGGUGACCCUGGAGGACUGCGGGUCCAUCAGCUUCAAAGUCGGGGAGCACACGUCGGCAGCGCAGCUGAAGGUCCGAGCGGCUCCGGUCACCUUCGUGAAGGCGCUGCACAACCUGGAGCUGCAGGAGGGGGGCACAGCUCACCUGUCCUGUGAGGUGUCCAAGCCUGACGUCCCUGUGGAGUGGAAGAAAGGCACGUCUGUGAUCCACUCCAGCCAGAAGUGCAGCAUCCAGCAGGAGGGGAAGGUGCACACGCUGGUCAUCCGCGACCUGAACCGCGCGGACGCGGGCGAGUACAGCUGCCAGACGGCUGAUGGGAGGACCGUGGCCAGGCUGGAGGUUAAAGGCCUCCCCGUGCUGUUCAAGCAGUGGCUGAAGAACGAGGAGGUGGAGGAAGGUCGCACGGCCGUGCUGUUCUGCGAGCUGACGAAGCCCGGCGCGCGGGUGGAGUGGAGGAAAGGGGACACCGUUCUGCAGGCGGGCGACAAGUACGAGAUCCGGCAGGAGGGGACGCGCGUGGAGCUGCUCAUCUACGAGGCUGAGGCCCAGGACGCCGGGGACUACACGUGUGACUCGGGGGAUCAGCAGACCACGGCGUCGCUGCAAGUCAAAGUACUGCCAGUGCUGUUUAACAGAGAGCUGAGGAACAUAGAGGCUGAAGAAGGGGGAACGGCUGUUUUGCACUGUGAGAUCUCCAGGCCGGACGCCCCCGUUGAGUGGAGGAAAGGAGGGGUGGUCAUUGAGCCCAGUGACAAGUACGAGGUGAAGCUGAAGGGCAGCAUAGCUGAGCUGAUCAUCCAUGGUGUAGAGCCUGAUGACUGUGGGGAUUACACCUGCAGCACCGGAUACGAGAUCACCACAGGUUCUGUGUACGUGCAAGAAGAAGCAGCAGUGGUAGUUUCUGGUUUAAGGAACACAGACGUCUUUGUGGGCGAGUCAGCCACGUUCACCUGCGAGCUCUCGCACCCGGGCGUGAGGAACGUGCAGUGGUGGCUCGAUGGGACUCCCCUUCACAACAACCUGGUGACUGAAAUCUCUGAGCAGGACGGGAGGAUCCACACUCUGACCCUAAAUGACGUGGCCUGCCACGACUCAGGCACCGUCACCUUCAGAGCUGGGUCCCUUAUAUCUUCAGCUAAAUUAUUAGUCAAAGAUCCCACCAUUGAAGUGGUCAGUCCCAUGCAGGACAUAACUGUUGAUGAAGAUGGCCCGGCAGAGUUCAUAUGCCAAUAUUCUAGGCCAGUGCACGCCAUCUGGAAGAAAAACGAUCAGGAAAUACAUGCAGAUGGGCAGCGAGUGAUUAUCGAUCAGGACUGGAAUGUGAGCAUGCUAAAAAUUAACCCUACGGUCCCAGAAGACACUGGCAUCUAUUCUUGUGAAGCUGGAGGCACUAAAGUGAUGGCUACACUUGAUGUUCAAGCCAAGAACAGCAUCGUCCAGGGCCUGGAGAACGUGGAAGCGGUGGAAGGAGGGGAAGCCCUGUUCGAGUGUUACCUCUCCAAGCCUGAGACCUACAAUUACAACUGGCUGAUUGACGACGAACCCGCCAAGACCACGGAGAACACCGAGAUGGUUUACUUCGAAAAUGGGCUCAGGCACAUCCUGCUGCUGAAGAACCUCACCCCCCAGGACAGCUGCAGGGUGACCUUCAUGUGCAGCGACGCGGUGACCUCGGCCUUCCUGACGGUGAAAGGAUGGCGCCUGCAGUUCUUGCAGCCUCUCAAGGAUGUGGAAGUCUCUGUGGGGGAGAAAGCCACGUUUAGCUGUGUUCUGAGUGAAGCUGUGCCCGUUAAUGAAGUGGCCUGGUACAGCAAUGAUGUAGAGAUCCAGUCGGGGGAGGACUGGGAGGUACACGCGGAUGGAAACAAAUACAAACUUAUUCUGAAAAAAGCCCGGCCACACCACUCUGGAGAGGUGACCUUUGCUUCCAGGGAAGCAAUUUCAUCAGCCAAGCUUUCUGUGAUAGAGCCUCCAGUUACAGUCACCCAGCCUUUGGUGGGAGGAUCAGUCACGGAAGGUGGGGUGGCUCGCUUGGAGUGCACAUUAUCCAGUGAAACUGGGGAAAAAGUGACGUGGCUCAAAGGAAAAGAACAAAUAAAAGCUGGGGGGAGGUACGAGAUCCUCUCCGAUGGAAAAAAGCAGACGCUGGUUAUCCACGGAUUCAGACCCGAGGACCAGGACACCUACACCUGCAUGGCUUCUCCUGAAGUCAAAUCUGUUGCCAGCCUGAGUCUUGAAGUCCCCACAGCGGCGAUGCUGAAGGAGAUUGCCAGGGAAGCACCCGCUGCGAGCCAGCCAGAGGAGCUGGUGGACGGCCAGGUCCAGCCCAGCUUGCCCCCUGAGGCUGCUCAGGAGGGAGAUCUUCACCUCCUGUGGGAAGCCCUGGCCAAGAAGCGCCGGAUGAGCCGGGAGCCCACCCUGGAUUCCAUCAGCGAGGUGCCCGAAGAGGACGAGAAGCUGCAGAAGUUGAGGAAGGAGGAAGCAGAGAUGUCCCACUACUACUCAGAGGAGUAUUCCACGUGUGAUGAGCUGGCCAGGACGGGAGAAGCCGAUUUCUCUUUCACGAGCUCAGAUGAUGAGUCCAGAGCUGGGACUCCCUCGCUGGUGAACUACUUAAAAAAGAAAGCUGGGAAGACAAGUAUCGGUGUCACCAGCAAGGUUCAGUCCACCUCCACAGGAAAAUUAUGGAAGCAGUGGGAAAAAAACACUGUGGAGACUUCUGUGACCACCACAGUUGCCAAACCAGCUGAACCAGAGCUGCCGGACUUAGACGACCCUUCCAUGAACAAGGCUGCUGUGAAGAUCCAAGCCGCCUUCAAAGGCUACAAAGUCAGGAAGGAGAUCAAGCAGCAGGAGUGCCCGGUGUUUGCCGAGACCUUCAAGGACUUCUCUGGCGAGCCUGGCAGCACCCUGCACCUGGAGUGCGUGGCCCACAGCAAAUCCGACAUGAAGGUCCGCUGGCUGAAGGACGGGCAGGAGCUCUCAGACGGCCGCUACUACCACAUCGACAGCUACAGCGACGGCACCUGCUCGCUGAUCAUCGCCGGCCUGGACAGGAAGGACGCGGGGAAAUACACCUGCGAGGCGUCCAACAAGUUCGGCAAGGUCUCCCACAGCGCCACGGUGGCGGUGGGCGCUCAGGAAGCUCCGGUGCCGCCCAAGAAGCAGCUGAAGCAGAGCACCGACAGCGAGACGGAGAGCUCGUCCGGCAGCGAGCUGGACGACGCCUUCCGCAAGGCGGGGAGGAGGCUCCACAGGCUCUUCAGGGCCAAGAUCUCCACGGAGAUCUCUGACGUGGAGGAGGAGCUCUUUGUCAGCGCGGACGAGGGGGACGUCGACGUGGUGGACCACCAGACGUACCGGGAGGACGACCAGUACAUCUACAUCAAGUUCGAAGUCUUGUCCGAGGCCAAAACGGCCGCCACUCGGUUCAGGGAGAUGUUCGGGGCGCUGGGGAUCCCCGUGGAGAUCGACAUUUUGGAGCAAGGCCCUAAAAAGGUUGAGCUGCGUAUUGGGAAGGCGUCGCCACCCACCUUUGGGAAGUUUGCCCCACCAAUAGCGAGACCUCCGCCGCCUUUGCUGACUUCUGACACAGCUCCCAUGUUCAUGACUGAGCUGCAGAACCAGGAGGUGCAGGACGGGUACCCGGUCAGCUUUGACUGCAUUGUCAUCGGCAAACCACUCCCCACGGUCCGCUGGUUCAAGGACGGGAAAGCUAUCGAGGAGAACGACCACUACAUGAUCAAUGAGGACCAGGAGGGGUGCCACCAGCUCAUCAUCACCGCCGUGGUCCCCACCGACAUGGGUGUUUACCGUUGCCUGGCUGAGAACAACAUGGGAGUGGCUUCAACCAAGGCUGAGCUUCGAGUGGACUUGACCAGCACUGACUAUGAGACAGCAGCAGAUGCAACAGAGACGUCCUCUUACUACAGUGCCAAAGAAUAUAUUUCAAGCCGGGAGCAGGAGGAAUCCACCACUGAGGAGGAGCAACUGCCCCAGAUCUUUGAUGAGCUUCAUGACAUCCACGUGGCACCUGGAGCAUCGCUGGCUAAAUUUCACCUGAAGGUCAAAGGGUACCCACAGCCUCGUCUCUACUGGUUCAAGAAUGGGCAGCCCCUGAAGGCCUCUGAUCGCAUCCUGAAGACUGACAGGCAGGAGUUCCACUCCCUGGAAAUUCGGGAUGUCACCAAGGCGGACGCUGGGCAGUACCUGAUCUUUGUCAUCAACUCUGCUGGCUCUGCGUAUUCCUCAGCCAGGCUGGUGGUCAGAGACCCUUAUGAGAAAGAGGAGCCAUCCAAAACAGAUUCCCAUGAGCAGCUGAUACCACCCAGGUUCCUUGAAAGAUUUACCAAUAAAAAGGUGAAAAAAGGUGCCAGCAUCACAUUAUCUGUGAAGGUGGAAGGACAUCCACCCCCAACUAUUACCUGGAUGAAAGAGGAGUCCCGGGAGGACAUCCUGUGGAUCAAACCGGACACCCCUGGCUAUAAACUUGCCAGUUCCAACAUGCACCACAGCCUGAUCCUGCUGGAUGUUAAGAAGAAGUACAGUGGAGCUUACACCUGCAUCGCCACCAACAAGGCCGGCCAGUCCAUCUGCACGGCCAACGUGGAGGUUGCAGAUGUGAAAGAGGCUGAAGUUCUGACCCAGGAGCGGGUGAUGGUGUCCGAAGCCAUCAUGACCACACUGGGAGCUAUUCAUCCCUCUGAAGCAAGAGAAGGAGACCUUGAAGGAAGGGAAGGUGUUCCCAAAAGCCCUAUUUCAUUAGCUGAUGUCGGCUCGGAGGAGUUCUUCCAGAAACUCACCUCACGGAUCUCGGAAAUGGUGUCUGCAAAAAUAACUCAGGCCAAGCUUCGGGUGCCAGGCACAGAAAGUGAUGAUGAUUCAAGAACUCCAUCUGCAUCUCCUCGCCAUGGACGGUCCAGACCUUCAUCCAUAGCUCAGGAAUCCUCCUCUGAGUCUGAAGAUGGGGAUUCCAGAGGAGAGAUCUUUGAUGUCUACAUGGUCACUGCUGACUAUGUCCCUGCUGCACCUGACAGGGAGACCAUCACCCUGAAGGAAGGGCAGUACGUGGAAGUCCUCGAUUCAGCUCAUCCUCUCAAGUGGCUGGUCAGGACUAAACCCACGAAAUCGAGUCCCUCUCGACAGGGCUGGGUCUCUCCAGCUUACCUGGACAAGAAAUUGAAGUUGUCACCAGAGUGGGGGACGACAGAAAUCCCCGAGUUUCCUGGAGAGUUUGUUUCUGAAGAUGAGUAUAAAAGGAAGCUGAGUGUUCUCAUUCAGGAGCUGCUGGUCUCCGAGGAGGAUUACAUUCAAGACCUGCAGUUCCUCCUGACUCAUCACCUCAGGUACACAGAGACCUGUCCCAACGUCCCAGGAGCUGUAGCCAGCCAGAAAUCCACCAUCUUCAGGAAUAUUGAUGACAUUGGUCGCUUCCAUUCCAGCGUCUUCCUGAGGAGCCUGCAGGGCUGUGACACCGAUGAUGACGUGGCCAUGUGCUUCAUCAAGCACGAGGCGGAGUUCAGCAAGUACAUCCAGUACCUGGUGGGAAGGGUACAGGCUGAGUCCGUCGUUGUCAGCAAAGCUGUCCAGGACUUCUACAAGAGGUACACGGAUGAAUUUGAAACUAAUGAAGAUCCUUCACAGCCACUUAUCCCACCACUGCAGCACUACCUGGAAAAGCCCAUAAACAGGAUCCAGCAGUAUCAGACAAUAAUUAAGGAAUUAAUCCGAAACAAAGCCAGAAACAGCCAGAACUGCACCUUGCUGGAACAGGCUUACGCUGUGGUGUCUGCACUGACCCGGAGGGCAGAGAACAACCUGCAUGUCUCCCUGAUUGAGAACUAUCCAGGGACCCUGGAGAGCCUUGGCGAACCCAUCCGGCAGGGCCACUUCAUUGUGUGGGAAGGAGCUCCAGGAGCUAGAAUGGCAUGGAAAGGACACAAAAGACAUGUUUUCCUCUUCAAAAACUACCUUGUGAUCUGCAAACCGAAGCGAGACACAAAGACAGACACCUACAGUUACAUCUUCAAGAACAUCAUGAAGCUGAACAACAUCGACGUGAACGACCAGGUGGAAGGGGACGACCGGGCGUUCGAGAUCUGGCACGAGCGGGAGGACCUGGUGCGCAAGUACCUCCUGCAGGCACGGACCGUCAACAUCAAGAACUCCUGGGUGAAGGAGAUCUUGGGCAUACAGCAGCGCAUCAGUGAGCCCAUCUGGAUACCCCCAGACUUUGAGGAAGAACUGGCUGAUUGCACGGCUGAGCUGGGAGAGACAGUCAAGCUGGCCUGCAAAGUGGUGGGAGCUCCCAAACCCUCCAUCAGCUGGUACAAAGAUGGAAAGCCAGUGGAGGUGGAUCCCCACCACAUUAUAAUAGAAGAUCCUGACGGUUCCUGCACGCUGAUCUUGGACAACCUGACAGGUGCUGACACGGGACAGUACAUGUGCUUUGCUUCCAGUCCUGCUGGAAAUGCCAGUACCUUGGGAAAGAUCCUUGUUCAAGUGCCCCCAAGGUUUGUGAACAAGGUCAGGAACGCUUAUUUUGUGGAGGGUGAAGAUGCCCAGUUCACCUGCACUGUGGAAGGAGCACCAAGGCCUCAAAUCAGGUGGUACAAAGACGGGGUGCUGAUAAAGGACACGAGUAAAUACCAGGCUUUCAGUGAGCCCCGGAGCGGCAUCGUGGUCCUGGUGGUCAAGAACCCUUCCAAUGAAGAUAUGGGACACUACGAAUGUGAGCUGAUGAACAGAUUAGGGUCUGCAAAGAGUGGAGCAGAGCUUUACCACCACAGUGCUGCAGCCCUGACCCAGGAGAGGAGAGGAGACCAAGCCAUCACCAUCGAAGGAAUGACUCCCCCACAGUCAAGGAUGGAGACUUCUGUCCAGGCCUCGCUCCAGCGUGCUGAUAAGGAGAUCAAGACAGCCCUGAGGAGACUCAUGGACUCGGCCUCAAUGCUGGUGACUCUUCCCCUGGGCGUGAGAGGAGAAGACCACUCAGAAGCGGCAGCUGUGCCCUCUGUGCUGGUUCACGAAGCCAGUACCCAAACCCAGGCUCCUGGAGGCCAUGACAAAGCACAAAGGCAGGUUUCGGCUGAGGAACCAAGCGUGCCAAAGCCCAGCCCUGCUCCUUCCCAGGAAGACACAGCUGCUGGAGGUGGAAGCGCUCGGGAGCGCACCGUUCCCAUCGACAGAAGCUCACCAGAGGCAGGGGCAGGAGGCUGGUACAGGAGAGAAGGAGACGUGGUCUGGGAUGUGCACAGUGAAGUUUACAUUGAGACCACGGAAAGAACUCGUGUGUAUAAGACUGAGGAGAAGACCCCAGCAAGUCCUCCCUACAUGCAAGUGACAAUAGAGGAUGUGCAGGUGAACUCUGGGGAACGUGCCAAAUUCCAGGCAGUCAUCGAAGGAACCCCCCCACCCACCGUGCUGUGGUUUAAGGGCACUUUGUUGCUGGCAGACAGUGACAGAGUCCACCAGGGGAGGGAAGGAACAACGUAUUUCCUGGAGGUGGACGAUGCUUCCGUGGCAGAUGGUGGUGUUUAUACCUGUGUUGCCAAAAAUGCAGGAGGGGAGGUUCUGUGCAAAGCAGAGCUCGUUGUACAUGAAGCUAAGAAAGACCAAGAAGGAAAGAAAGCGGCCACCAGGAGAAAGCUCCACGCCCAUUAUGAGGUGAAGCAGGAAAUUGGAAGGGGCUGCUUCAGCUUCGUGAAACGGGUUGUGCACAAAGGGAACAGGGUGUCCUGUGCUGCCAAAUUCAUCCCUCUGCGAAGCAAGACCAGGUCUCGAGCCCACCAGGAGAGGGACAUCCUCGCCUCUCUGUCCCACGACAGAAUCACCAGGCUCCUGGAUGAGUUUGAGACGAGGAAAACGCUGAUUUUGGUCCUGGAGUUAUGCUCCAGUGAAGAGCUCCUGGACCGUUUGUUCAAGAAGAGUGUGGUCACUGAAGCUGAGGUCAAAUUGUAUAUCAAGCAAAUUUUGGAAGGACUCAAAUAUCUUCAUGACAACAACAUCCUUCACUUGGACAUCAAGCCCCUGAACAUCCUCAUGGUUUACCCCGAGAGGGAGGACCUGAAGAUCUGUGACUUUGGGUUUGCUCAGAGGAUCACCCCCUUCGACCCCCAGUACAGCAAAUUCGGCUCCCCGGAGUUCGUUGCCCCAGAGAUUGUCUCUCUCUUACCCGUGUCAAAGGCAACUGAUAUCUGGGCUGUUGGAGUCAUCACCUAUUUAAGCCUCACAUGCAAAUCUCCGUUUGCUGGGGAGAACGACAGGAAAACCCUCCUGAACAUCCAGAGCGGGGAAAUUUCGUGGACCAUUCCCGACGUCGUUCACUUGAGUGAGGAUGCAAAGGACUUCAUGAAAGGGAUCCUGCAGCAGAACCCCAAAGCCAGGCCUAGUGCUUUGGACUGUCUGUCCCACAAGUGGUUCAUGCACAACGUCCCCCUCGAAGCAGCUCAUUUCAUUAACACUAAGCAGCUCAAAUUCAUUGUGGCUCGGAGCAAGUGGCAGCGGUCUCUGAUGUGCUACAAAUCCAUCCUGGUAAUGAGGUCUAUCCCAGAAAUCCUGGAAAGGACCCACGACAACAGCUCCCUGGCCAUCUCCCGCCACCUCAUCGAGGAAAGCACUUCAUCCAGCACCAGUGGCUCCUCUUCAGACAACGAGAACUCGAAUUUCCCCACGAAAAGGCACUUUGGCUCCACCCCCGAGCUGCACCUGCCCGUGUUUGAUGCGCCAAGUUACCAGGAGCCUCCAAAACGUUCCAGUGAGCAGAAGCACUCCAAGACACCGGUCCCUCCAGUAAAACCCAUGAGGAGGAAAUAUGCUUCCAUGAAAGCUGAGGUGGGGGACAAAUCACCUACAGAAAGCAAAGAGCUUGUGGCAAGUGUCUUCCAGGAGAAAGAGGAGGGGCUCCAUCCCAGUGUUGGAGAUGAGAGAGCAGAGCCUUCAUCCAUGAGGGUUUCCAGGGAAAGCACAUCACAUCCCGCUCAGAAAGAAAAACCAGCUGACAGGGAGAGAAUUGAAAAGGCCAGGGAUGGCACAGAACAGCCAUCUGCCUUUGUGCCCAGGCAGAGUGUCAUCAAAAGCACUUUCUACAGCCAAGCAACGGAGCUCCCUGCGAGGCCGCCUUCCUCGCCAGGCAGGGAGUUCAGGAGGCACCUGGACAGAGCCAGGAGGACUUUCCGGAAAGCUGGAUAUUCCAAGGUGCCCCUCAGCGGUCUCCAUGAGCCCCUCCUGGAGCAGUUUGAGCUGGAAGAGGAGGAGGAGGAAGGAGAUGAUCGCAGGGAAGGCCUGCUGGGAUCCUUGACCAAAUCGGCGUCGUUUGACACCGCCAGGAAACCACCACACCCUGCCAUCGCCGGUGCCAGCAGGAGCCGCUCCCUGGACGACUACAGGCUGAGAGCCUCGAGGUCACUGAGGGAACAGGAUAUCUUGGAAGAAGACUGUGAUGUCCUGUCCCAGGAGAGCUGCCCCGAGGGCAGUGACCACUGUGACAUUUCUGCAGGGCCCGGCAAGGGAUGUUCUGCGGACACAUCAAAGCAGGAGGACGUCAGGAGAGCCAGCAAGGAUUGUUCAGGAGAGAAGCCCCCUCCUUCCACACACUGUGAGGGUGAUGGGUGCCCAGCUGCUUUUAUGCAACAGGCUGAGGGACUUGCAGUGUCACCUCACAGGAGUGAAAAUAGGAAACCUUUGCUGAAGAAGUCCAAAGCUACUGAGAUUGAGGAGGGUGUUGAAGAUUUGGAAGGCAAAAGCCCCAUUCUGACUGCCCAGUGCUCAGAUGUCACUGCGUCAGCAGCCCAAAAACACGAGAGCAUGGAAGGUAAAUCUUCCUCUGAUGCUGCUUUUCGGGAGGGCAAAGAGUCCAUUGCAACCCUGACACAGUCAGAGGCCACCUCUGAGUCACCUCCCACGAGUAAGGGAGGAGUGUGUCUGCCCCAGGAGUCUGCUCACAGCUCUGACAUCCACCCGGAUCAGAAAGGUGGAACGUUGCUGAUCAAAAGGACGGCCCCAGUUCCACCUUGGAAGGACAAGAGGCAGAAACAUUCAGAUGAAAAGACCUCUGCUCACGGCGUUGCUGAGUCUGAACCCAUGGAGCAUGAAAGCUCUGCUGCUCCAGCAGAACAGACAGAAACCCGUUCACUCCCCGUAAGUAAAGGCAGAGGUCAGGAAAUUCCUGGGAAAAGUGUCCCAGCAGCUGCUGUCUCGCUGGGCAAGCGGCCAGGUGCCCUCACAGCUGGUGAAGGGGCUGCUCAGAAGGUGAGGACCCACAAAGAGGUGAGAUCUGCUGUCCUGGAGGAUGAAGGGCUGGGUGUGGCAGGAGUCACUCCACCAUCAGCCCAUGCUGGUGAAAGCCAAGCUCACAGGAAGGCUCCUGUUCGUGGAUUCACAGCAGCAGCCACCCUGAAAGGAGAGCACCUCGCUGCUCCCAAAGUCCCACCCCCACAAUCAGUGCCGACUCCCGAUGGAGCACGGGCUGAGAGGGAAGGGCCAGCUCACAGCAAGGAGGGCUUUGCUGCUCUGAGGGGCGAAAGCUCUGCUGUCCCAGAGGCUGCUCCCAGCUUGGCCCACGAAGGAGCCAAACCCCAGAAGAUUCCUGAAGGCCAUGCCAUUCCAGAGGGCAGACACACAGCGGGAACGGUGUCCUCCCAAAGCGCUGUUAUCCCUUCAGUCUGUGAGAGGGAAAAACAGGAGCCUCCACCCCUUCACAGCGAGGUGAGAGCUGCUGUGACAGCAGGUGGAAGCCCAGCAGCUGCACAGGCCUUGGCUGCUCCUUUCCCCAAGGCUGGACAUGGAGUGUUGGAGCAGCACAGGGCUGCCCGUCCCGGUGCUGGGAUUUCUGACGGUCUGGGGGGUGCAUUAACUGCUGCACAACCAGAAGUUGCUCCAGCUCCAGUCCGUGAAGUAGAAUAUGAGGAACAUCCAAAGGUUCCUGGUGGGGGUGGAGGCGUUGCCUUGGAAAGGGGAAGUUCUGAGGCUGGAAGAGCUGUCCCACCGUCGCUCCACGGGGAUCGCGGUCGGGAGCGGUCACAUCACAGGUCUUCCUUCUACAGUGAUGAGGAGUCUGCUGUGCUGGAGGGCUUGGUGGACGAGAUGGUUUCCCUCUCCGAAGAGAUGAAUGUUUGGGCAGAGUCAGUUUCUGGAGAGAAGGAGAGCAGAAGGCACAUCUCUCCUCCCACGGAGGUGCUCUACAAAGGCCCGGGUAGCCAAGCACCCACGGACACCUCCUUCCCUUCCAUGAAACAGGGUGGAAGAGGAGAAAUCUCUGAGCAGGAUGACCUUGAAGAACCCUACCUUGCCGUGAGGGAGGAGUCAGAGGUGCUGGAAGGGCAGGGAGCACAGACAGUUCCCCAUGAGUGUGAACACCUGGAGGACUUGGCGUUCGAGAGCCCCACCUCCAGCCGAGCCAGCGUCUCCUCAACAGAGAGCCUGGACACCGGGAAAAGGCCCAGUCGGGUGCCAGUGGUCAAGGACACCGGGAAACACCCGGAAGUGUCUUUGGUGAAAAUCAAAGACCUGUCAGACGAAGCCCCCAGCACUGGCAGCGGCCCUCAAAAAUUCGACAUCUCAGAGGUGGAACCUGCCUACUUGAACUUCUCUGACUUGUAUGACAUUGUCUAUUUCCCGUUUGAAUUCCUGUCCUACAAGAAGCCUUCGCCCAAGCCGGUCCGUAGGCGGUUUAUUCCCCUUGGUGAAAGGGCAAGGUCCCCUCCUGCAGGGCAUCUGCACAAGGACAAAAGGCUGUGCAUCAGGGAACAGGCAGAGGACAAGAACAGGAAGAACCAUUUGGAAAUAUCUGAGGAUUCAAAGGCAGCUCACUUAGUAGCCAUGGGGAAAGGGGCAGAGAGCCAUAAAGAAAUGUACAGCUCCCAAAAGGACUCCAGUGGGAAGCAGAAAAGCUCCUUCCACUCCAAGCCAGGACUCUUUAAGCCAUAUGCCAGGUCUCAUUCAGUGGAGCUGUCGGUGGAGCAGAGUCUGAAGAAGAAAGUAAAGGCUUCUGUUGCCCACAUCUCAAGAAUCCUAAAAGGAAAGACAUCUCCUGAGCCAGAGGCAGAGGAAGAGUUUGGUGAGCUGGGAAGUGAGGCAGCAGAAAGAGAGCUGUUAAUAGGGGCUGAAGGAUCUCUGAAGAGGAAAUCAACACUCUCCUCAUUCAAGUUACCAAGCCUCAUGCCAAAGGAGAAAGCCCCAUCCUUCACUGAGGAGCUCAUGGACCAGGCUGCUGCCGUGGGACAGUGCGUGACGCUGUCGUGCCGGACGGCAGCUCACCCCUCCCUGCACGUCAGCUGGUUCAGAGACGGGAUCCCUGUCCAGGGCAGCAGCCGCAUCCUCAUCUCGUCCACCCUCAAACACUUCCAGCUCUUGACUAUCCUCUCUGUUAAUGCUGAGGAUUUUGGUAUUUACACCUGUGUGGCCACAAACUCCCUGGGCUCAGCAUCCACCUCUUGUGUCAUAAGAAAAGCAGAAGUUCCUCCCAGCCCUCCACCCCCUGACAUCGUGGAAGUCUACAAGGAUGGAGUGCAGGUGGUCUGGAAACCUGUGGAGACCAACACCCCUGUCCAUUACACCAUCCAGUGCAAGAGUGAAGAUGGGGAGUGGACAACUCUUGCUUCUGACCUGGCUGACUGCUGCUACUAUGCCAAAAAUCUGCCCGAGGGGUUCAUCUACCACUUCAGGAUUGCCUGCACCAGCAAAGCAGGAAUGGGGCCCUACAGCGACCCGUCUGCCAGCGUCAGAAUCACCGGGAAGGAUCCAGCGGAGCUUCGUGCUGCAACGCAGGACGUCCCAUCAUCACCUGCUACUGAGGAGGAGAGUGAAAUAAUCACACCAUCCGAGCCUUUCCCAACCUCCCAGACCUACGCCUUCCAAACAGAGAUCAAAAGGGGGCGAUUCAGUAUCGUCCGACAGUGCAGGGAGAAAGUGAGUGGCAAGACUUUGGCCGCAAAAAUCAUCCCUUACUGGCAAGAGGACAAGCAGACCGUGCUCCUGGAGUACCAGGUCCUGAGGAAGCUCCACCACACAAACAUAGCCCAGCUGAAGGGAGCCUAUGUCAGCCCACGGCACUUGGUGUUGAUCCAGGAGAUGUGUGUGGGACCAGAGCUGCUCCACUGCUUGGCACUACGGACGUCGUACUCCGAGGUGGAGGUCCGGGACUACCUGUGGCAGAUCCUCAGUGCCACCGAGUACCUCCACGCUCACAACAUCCUGCACCUGGACCUCAGGUCUGAGAACAUGAUCAUCACCGAGCCCAACCUGCUGAAACUGGUGGAUUUUGGGAACGCCCAGUUCUACGCACAGGACAAAUUCAUUACCAACGACAAGUGCACCGACUAUGUCGAAACCAUGGCUCCAGAACUGCUGACAGAGCAAGGAGCCCUCCCACAGACUGAUAUUUGGUCCGUCGGAAUCACAGCCUUCAUCAUGUUGAGUGCCAACUACCCCGUCAGCUCCGAGGUGCCCUGUGAGUUCCUGAGAACCACCAGGAAGGGCAAAGUGAAGCUCACGCGGUGCUACGCGGGCCUGUCCGGGGGAGCCGUGUCCUUCCUGCAGAGCACCCUGUGUGCAAACCCCUGGGGAAGGCUGUCAGCCUCCGAGUGCCUUCAGAGCCCGUGGCUCCAGGAGACAGGUUUGGACAGCAGGCAGCAAGCACUGGUUACCUUCCCCACCACCAAACUGAGGAAUUUCCUCACGGAACGGGAGAAGAAGAGGGGCCUGCUGUGCUCCAAGUACGGCCUCAUGGUUGCACAGUGACGUGGAUGGGACAGGCAGGAAUUGCCUCCCUGUCCCCUUCUGCACUCAGUGUUUGGUACCAAACCAUCCUGCCACGCUGGUGUCCAUCAGCUGAGCUGGGGUCACUGCUCCCUGUGUUUGUGCUGCCGUGUCCUGCCUGCCACAGGCUGUUCCUGCAUAUUCUGUGACUUGCUGGGGAGCUGGGCCAGCAGACAGGGAAGGCAGCAAAUGCACCAGUGACCACGGCCUUGUAACGUGCAGGUGUUGUCCUUUGCCACUUUGAAGCCAGGCUGCUCUUCCCUGGGGAGUGCACAGGCACCUCUACCCAGAGACAUGGCAAAGGCUCUUGUGUUUUAAUUCUUUAAAAAAAAUCCCGAGAUUCUCACGUUGUUUCUCCUUCCAACCCCGCUUUCCUCUGCAGUGGGUGGUGUUGGCUGUGUCAUGGCUUUGUACUCAUAACCUCAGUGCUCCUUCGAGUUUCUCUGCAGUGAUUGAUGUUUCUGUUGGUGCCACCGACUUCCUUUGAUUUUCCACACGAGCAGCAUUCAGUGGGGGCUUUCUCAGAGCUGUAUCUGUCUGUGUUUGGGGGAAGGAACACAGGAAACCAGUUCCUGAUGCAUUGCAGUUUCAUUACUAGAGUUGAGGCUGUUUAACCAGGGAUGGCCUUUCCCAAGGUGUUUAAUCCCUAUUAUUCCAAACCUGAAGGAUGCAGGUUGUGACUCCUCCCCUUGCUCAGUGUGACUGGAACACUUUCCCUGUUCUGUGGAGAGCAGGCACCGACUCAGUGGAUUGUAAAACUUGGAAUGUUGAAGGAAUAUUGUCUUCAUUAAGCUCCACAGGAGAGAAAAGCAGGGGCUUAGGGACAGACUCCACACUCAGCUCCCUCAGGGGACAGGAGAGUUACACGAGACAGACACUGCAAUGAGAGCUGCCCCCAGUAAACUUUUCAAAUUUAUUCCUGGAUUCCUUCCAACUUAACUUCUCUUACAAAUCCAGUCAGGUUUUUGUUGGCACAGGCUGGUUUUUCACUCUUGCUGUUGCACUUUGGGAUGGAAAGCUCAGUGCCAGGGGAGAACCCACCCAAGCAUAAAACUUAAUUGCAGAUUAACUCAUUUGGAGCUUUCACACUCUUCCAUAUAUGACUUUUUUUUUUUUUUUUUGGCUUCUCACAACUGCAUGCAUUUGGGCAUGUCUGAAGUCUUUAAUAGACUCAAUACUGUUUGGUUAAAUAAACCAUUCUGACAAGCAAGUAAAGCCAGAUUUUUCUGCUGAA